Oncorhynchus nerka (sockeye salmon) is the source of this 8845-nucleotide messenger RNA. Its product is annotated as protein sidekick-2-like. The record is from RefSeq and is a predicted model, not a curated record. The coding region runs from base 1 to 5832 and encodes 1943 amino acids. Gene Ontology annotation, molecular function: protein binding. The transcript is spliced from 39 exons. Gene Ontology annotation, biological process: cell-cell adhesion. NCBI's taxonomy places the organism in Eukaryota, Metazoa, Chordata, Actinopteri, Salmoniformes, Salmonidae.
AUGACUUACAUGCAGGAAGACCAUCCCCAGUUUGUGAAGGAGCCUGUCCAACACAUCAGUGCAGAGAUGGAGAAGGUGGUGGAUAUCCCCUGCCAGGCACGAGGUGUCCCCCAGCCAGACAUAGUGUGGUAUAAGGAUGCUGUGGUCAUCAGUCCAGUGAAGAUGCCCAGGUACAGGGUGUUAGUUGGGGGCAGUCUGCAGAUCAACGGUCUGUUACCUGACGAUACAGGGAUGUUCCAGUGCUUCGCACGCAACCUGGCUGGAGAGAUACAGACCAACACCUACCUCGCUGUCACCAGUAUUGCCCCCAACAUCACGGCAGGUCCAGCUGACAGUGCUGUGAUUGACGGCAUGUCAGUCAUCCUCCACUGUGAGACCAGCGGAGCCCCGCGACCAGCUAUCACCUGGCAGAAAGGUGAACGUGUGUUGGCCAGUGGUUCUGUCCAGCUGCCCAGGUUCACCCUACUGGAGUCAGGCAGUCUACUGGUCUCCCCAUCUCACCUCUCUGAUGCUGGGACUUAUACCUGCAUGGCCAGCAACUCCAGAGGCAUAGACGAGGCUGCGGCAGAUCUACUGGUGUGGGCACGGACCCGUAUCACCAAGCCACCUGCAGACCAGAGUGUCAUCAAGGGGACCAAGGCUGUCAUGUCCUGUGGGGUGACCCAUGACCCCAGUGUGUCUGUCAGGUAUGUUUGGGAGAAGAGUGGUUCAGUGGUGGAUGUGAGCACCUCUCCCCGGCUCCGUCUGGACCCUGACGGGACUCUGCACCUCUCCCAGACCUGGUCAGGUGACAUCGGAACAUACACCUGUAGAGUCACCUCUGUAGGGGGCAACGACUCACGCAGCGCUCACCUCAGAGUCAGGCAGCUUCCCCAUGCGCCAGAGAUCCCCAGUGCAGCUCUGAGCCAGGUAGAGAAGAGGGCCAUCAAUCUGACCUGGGCUCAGGCCUUCGAUGGGAACAGCCCCCUGAUCCGAUACAUCCUGGAGGUCUCAGAGAACAAUGCCCCGUGGACAGUGCUCCUGGCCAAUAUUGAACCGGAGUCGACCGGGGUGACCGUGGGUGGUUUGAUCCCAGCACGGUCCUACCAGUUCAGGCUGUGUGCGGUCAAUGACGUGGGCAGGGGACAGUUCAGCAAGGAGACUGACCGACUCUCUCUACCAGAGGAGCCUCCCAGUGCCCCUCCUCAGACGGUGAUUGCCAGUGGUCGUACCAACCAGUCCAUCAUGAUCCAGUGGCAACCACCCCCGGAGAGCCACCAGAAUGGACCGCUCCAGGGAUACAUCAUCAGGUACUGUCUGUCAGGACUACCAGUAGACUGUCAGAUGAAGAACAUCACCAGGCCAGAGCAGAAUAACCUACUCCUGGAGGACCUCAUCAUCUGGACUAACUAUGAGAUGGAGGUGGCAGCCUACAACAGGGCUGGGAGGGGUACCUACAGCCACAAGGUUACAGAGUGGACCCUGCAGGGAGUCCCCACUGUCCCACCAGGUAAUGUCCAGGCUGAGCCAUUCAACUCCUCUACAGUCAGGCUGACCUGGUCAGCUCCUAGCCCUCAGUUCAUCAAUGGCAUCAACCAGGGAUACAAGCUGUUGGCGUGGGAGGCGGGUCAAGAGGAGGAUGUUACCAUGGUGACAGUGAGACCUAAUUUCCAGGACAGCGUGCAUGUGGGCUACGUGACUGGACUGAAGAAGUUCACAGAGUACUACACCUCUGUCCUGUGUUUCACUACACCUGGAGACGGCCCUCGCAGCCCACCUCACAGACUACGCACUCACGAAGACAAGCCUGGUGCCGUUGGUCACCUGAGCUUUACAGAGAUCCUGGACACAUCUCUGAAGGUCAGCUGGAAAGAUCCCAACGAGAAGAAUGGAGUCCUCACAGGCUAUCGUAUCUCGUGGGAGGAGUUUAACCGGACCAACACCCGGGUCACCCACUACCUCCCUAACCUGACCCAGGAGUACCGGGUCACAGGGCUGACCGCCCUCACCACCUACACCAUCCAGGUGGCUGGGAUGACCUCCAAGGGACAGGGUCAACUCUCUUCUUCUACAAUAUCAUCUGGAGUUCCCCCAGAGAUGCCGGGCCCACCAACCAACAUAGCCAUCUCCAACAUCGGCCCCCGCUCUGUAGCCCUGCAGUUUAAACCUGGCUAUGACGGCAAGACGUCCAUCUCACGCUGGCAGGUUGAGGCACAGAUUGGUAUAAUCGGGGAGAAUGAGGAGUGGGUGAUGGUCCACCAGUUGCCCAACGAGCCUGAUGCCCGCUCCCUGGAGGUCCUGGACCUGAACCCCUACACCUCCUAUAGGUUCCGUAUGCGCCAGGUGAACAUAGUGGGGACCAGUCCUCCCAGCCAGCCCUCCAGGAAGAUCCAGACCCUGCAGGCACCUCCAGAUAUCUCCCCCUACAACGUCACCCUCCGAACAGCCUCAGAGACCAGCCUCUGGCUCCGAUGGGUGCCUCUUCCAGAGUGGGAGUACAAUGGUGACCAGGAAUUGGUGGGUUACCGGGUUCAGUACUCCAGAGAGACAUCUAAGGAAGGGGUCCUGUCCCACGUCAUCAGUGACCGGCUGGAGAGGGAGUUUACCAUAGAGGACCUGGAGGAGUGGACAGAGUACGAAGUCAGGGUUCAGGCCAUCAACGGCUUGGGCUCUGGGCCCUGGAGCCAGCCUGUCCAGGGCCGAACCAGGGAGUCUGUGCCGUCCUGUGGUCCCACCAAUGUGUCAGCCUUCGCCACGACUUCCAGCAGCAUCCUGGUCCGCUGGGGGGAGGUCCCUCAGACUGACCGCAACGGACUCAUCCUGGGAUACAAGGUGGUGUAUAAGGACAGGGGUUCAGACUCUGUCCCUCAGUACUGGGAGGUGGAGGGGAACACCAGCCACAGUGUUCAGUUGAGUGGUCUGGGGAAGUACGUGCUGUAUGAGAUCCAGGUUCUGGCCUUCACACGGAUAGGAGACGGCAGGAGCAGCAGGCCAUCCAUCCUGGAGAGGACCCUGGACGAUGUCCCAGGUCCUCCAGUGGGCAUCCUGUUCCCAGAGGUGAGGACCGGCUCAGUCAGGCUCAUCUGGCAGCCUCCUGCCCAGCCUAACGGCAUCAUCCUGGCCUAUCAGAUCACACACAGACGGAACACCUCCAAUAGCAACGCUGCCACUGUGGACGUGCUGAGCCCCAGUGCCCGACAGUAUACAGCAUCUGGACUGAAACCAGAGUCCGUCUAUGUGUUCCGCCUCACCGCUCAGACGCGCAAGGGCUGGGGAGAAGCUGCAGAGGCCCUGGUGGUCACGACAGAGAAGAGAGCGCGGCCCCAGCCAGCCAGCCGUCCCACAGUGCCCCAGGAGGACGUGCAGGCGCGCAGCGUGAUGUUGUCAUGGGAACCAGGUAGCGACGGCCUGUCACCUGUCCGAUACUACACGGUGCAGUACAGAGAGCUACCAGACAGUAACUGGACUGUCCACUCUGCAUCGGUCAACCACGAGGCCAGCUCCUACAUAGUGGACAGCCUCAAGCCGUUCACCUCCUACCAGUUCAGAGUGAAAGCCACCAACGACAUCGGGGACAGUGAGUACAGCCAGGAGAGUGAGGCUGUCACCACACUGCAGGACGCCCCAGACAAAGCUCCCACAGUCCUCUCUGUUACACCCCACACCACCACGUCGGUGCUGGUCCGAUGGGAGCCGCCUGCUGAGAAGCAGAUAAACGGGGUCCUGCUGGGGUUCAGGGUACGAUACCGGGAGUUACAAUACGACCGCCUCCGUAGCUUCACCAUACGAACCAUCAACAGCCCCGCCUCCAACUGGGCCGAGCUCACCGCCCCCUACAGUGUGAGGAACCUGAGCGAGUCCUCUCUCACCCAGUACGAGCUUGAUAACUUGAGUAAACACAAGCGUUAUGAGAUCCGCCUAAGUGUGUACAACGCCGUGGGAGAGGGGCCUACCAGCACGCCACAGGAAGUGUUUGUAGGAGAGGCAGUUCCAACAGCCCCGCCCCAAUCUGUGACCAUCCAAUCAUCAACAGCCACCCAGCUGGAUGUCACAUGGAGCCCGCCUCCUCUUGACUCUCAGAAUGGAGACAUACAGGGGUACAAGAUUUACUUCUGGGAGUUCCAGCUGCAGAAUGAGACAGAGAGACUGCGUACCAUGUUCCUCCCAGAGCUAGGCGUCAAGAUUAAGAACCUGACUGGCUAUACCACAUACAUGAUCAGUGUAGCAGCCUUCAACGCAGCAGGGGACGGACCCCGGAGUCCCCCGACCAGGGGCCGAACACAACAGGCUGCCCCCAGCAGACCCAGCUUCCUCCACUUCAGUGAGCUGACCACCACGUCAGUCAACAUGUCGUGGGGAGAGCCAGGCCAGGCCAACGGCAUCAUCGAGGGCUACCGCCUGGUCUACGAGCCCUGCACACCUGUUGAUGGUGUUAGUAAGAUAGUCACAGUGGACGUGAAGGGCAGCACCCCCCUGUGGAUGAAGAUUAAGGACCUGGCUGACGGGGUGACCUAUAACUUCAGGAUCCGGGCCAAGACCCUCACCUACGGGCCGGAGGUGGAGGCUAACAUCACUACUGGACCAGGAGAAGGAGCCCCAGGCCCUCCAGGUGAACCCUUUAUCUCCCGGUAUGGCACGGCCCUCACCCUACACUGGACCAGUGGAGACCCAGGCCGAGCUCCCAUUACACGCUACGUCAUUGAGGCCAGGCCCUCUGAUGAAGGACUGUGGGAUAUCCUCAUCAAAGACAUUCCAAAAGAAGUGACAUCAUACACACUGAACCUGGACAUGCUGAGAGAAGGGGUUACUUAUGACUUCCGGGUCAUUGGGGUCAACGACUACGGCUAUGGCUCCCCCAGUGCUCCUUCACCCUCUAUCUCUGCCCAGAAAGUGUCUCCCUUCUAUGAAGAGUGGUGGUUCCUGGUGGUCAUCGCUCUGGUGGGCCUAAUCUUCAUCCUCCUCCUCGUCUUCAUCCUCAUCAUCAGGGGCCAGAGUAAGAAGUACACCAAGAAGGCUGACUCAGUGUCCUCUUACCCCCACCUAGGGAGCCACAGUAACAGCACCUCCCUGCCCCUGUCCCAUGGGGAGAUGGUCAGGCUGGACGAGGGCCGUUUCCCCGCCCUGGAACUCAACAACAGACGCCUGUCAGUCAAGAACUCCUUCUGCCGCAAGAACGGCAUCUACACACGGUCUCCCCCGAGGCCCAGUCCAGGCAGUCUACACUACUCUGAUGAAGAUGUCAGUACCAAGUAUAACGAUCUGAUCCCUGCAGAGAACAGCAGCCUGACUGAGAAGCACUCUGAGAUAUCAGACUCACAGGGCAGCGACAGCGAGUACGAGGUGGAUCAGAACCGGGGCGGGCAACAGAAGACACACUCCUUCGUCAACCACUACAUCAGUGACCCCACCUACUAUAACUCCUGGCGCCGCCAGGAGAAGGGCGUCUCUCGCCCCCCGGCCUACGGAUAUACACAGCCAGAGCCGCUGCACCCCCAACCCCUGGCUGAGCAAGAUCCCAUCCAGCCCACCACCAACACCACCCCGAGACACCCUCCACCCCUGCCCCCACUACCCCCCCUGCUGCCCCGGGCCCUCUCUCCAUCCCCCCAGCCCCAGGGCCUCCAGGGGCUCCGUAGCCAAGGGGGUCUCAUCCAGGGUCUGGCACCCCAGGGUCAGGGCACACUAUUCAGGCCGAAGGGCAGCCGGACUCCCACUCCCUCGCUGCUGUCCUGUUCUGUGUCUGAACCCCCCAGCCAGCACGGGACCCUCCUGUACAGCAGUAGGCCUCCAAGCAGCUUGGGCUGUUCCUCCACCCAGCAGCCUCCUACCGCGGGCUUCUCCUCUUUCGUUUGAACCAUGUUUAACACACUGCUCCCAGUAGGAACAUACAGUGGGGCAAAAAAGUAUUUAGUCAGCCACCAAUUGUGCAAGUUCUCCCACUUAAAAAGAUCAGAGAGGCCUGUAAUUGUCAUCAUAGGUACACUUCAACUAUGACAGACAAAAUUAGAAAAAGAAAUCCAGAAAAUCACAUUGUAGGAUUUUGUAAUGAAUUUAUUUGCAAAUUAUGGUGGAAAAUAAGUAUUUGGUCACCUACAAACAAGCAAGAUUUCUGGCUCUCACGGACCUGUAACUUCUUCUUAAAGAGGCUCCUCUGUCCUCCACUCGUUACCUGUAUUAAUGGCACUUGAUUGAACUUGUUAUCAGUAUAAAAGACACCAGUCCACAACCUCAAACAGUCACACUCCAAACUCCACUAUGGCCAAGACCAAAGAGCUGUCAAAGGACACCAGAAACAAAAUUGUAGACCUGCACCAGGCUGGGAAGACUGAAUCUGCAAUAGGUAAGCAGCUUGGUUUGAAUAAAUCAACUGUGGGAGCAAUUAUUAGGAAAUGGAAGACAUACAAGACCACUGAUAAUCUCCUUCGAUCUGGGGCUCCACGAAAGAUCUCACUCCGUGGGGUCAAAAUGAUCACAAGAACGGUGAGCAAAAAUCCCAGAACCACACGGGGGGACCUAGUGAAUGACCUGCAGAGAGCUGGUACCAAAGUAACAAAGCCUACCAUCAGUAACACACUACGCCGCCAGGGACUCAAAUGCUGCAGUGCCAGACGUGUCCCCCUGCUUAAGCCAGUACAUGUCCAGGCCCAUCUGAAGUUUGUUAGAGAGCAUUUGGAUGAUCCAGAAGAAGAUUGGGAGAAUGUCAUAUGGUCAGAUGAAACCAAAAUAUAACUUUUUGGAAAAAACUCAACUCGUCGUGUUUGGAGGACAAAGAAUGCUGAGUUGCAUCCAAAGAACAUCAUACCUACUGUGAAGCAUGGGGGUGAAAACAUCAUGCUUUGGGGCUGUUUUUCUGCAAAGGGACCAGGACGACUGAUCCGUGUAAAGGAAAGAAUGAAAGGGGCCAUGUAUCGUGAGAUUUUGAGUGAAAACCUCCUUCCAUCAGCAAGGGCAUUGAAGAUGAAACGUGGCUGGGUCUUUCAGCAUGACAAUGAUCCCAAACACACUGCCCGGGCAACUAAGGAGUGGCUUCGUAAGAAGCAUUUCAAGGUCCUGGAGUGGCCUAGCCAGUCUCCAGAUCUCAACCCCAUAGAAAAUCUUUGGAGGGAGUUGAAAGUCCUUGUUGCCCAGCAACAGCCCCAAAACAUCACUGCUCUAGAGGAGAUCUGCAUGGAGGAAUGGGUCAAAAUACCAGCAACAGCGUGUGAAAACCUUGUGAAGACUUUGUGAACGUUUGACCUCUGUCAUUUUAACAAAGGGUAUAUAACAAAGUAUUGAGAUAAACUUUUGUUAUUGACCAAAUACUUAUUUUCCACCAUAAUUUGCAAAUAAAUUCAUUAAAAAUCCUACAAUGUGAUUUUCUGGAUUUCUUUUUCUCAUUUUGCCUGUCAUAGUUGAAGUGUACCUAUGAUGAAAAUUACAGGCCUCUCUCAUCUUUUUAAUUGGGAGAACUUGCACAAUUGGUGGCUGACAAAACACUUUUUUGCCUCACUGUACAUCCCAGAGGUCUCUUUUUAUCCCUCAUUCACCCUAUAGAGCUGACCCUGAGCCCUACUGGGCUAGCUAGCCCUCAUUCACACUAUAGAGCUGACCCUGAGCCCUACUGGGCUAGCUAGCCCUCAUUCACACUAUAGAGCUGACCCUGAGCCCUACUGGGCUGGCUUGGAUAGUUUCUUUUCACAUGAUCCUGUCCAGCACGGUUCCAUCUACUAUAUUGGAUGUGUAACCUGGCCAGCCCCGUACAGCUCGCUUUGGCUCAUAGUGAAAAGGGGAAUAUUUUGUUGUAGUUGGUUUUACUCGCGUUUACAUUUUUUUCUGCUUGUUUCUUAAUGACAACGAUAUUUAAAGGUGUUCUCUCGAUAUUAUAGUAAACAUUACAGGCAUCUUGGAAAAGUAUUUUCGCUCUCCUGUGUGUGUGUGUGUGUGUGUGUGUGUGUGUGUGUGUGUGUGUGUGUGUGUGUGUGUGUGUGUGUGUGUGUGUGUGUGUGUGUGUGUGUGUGUGUGUGUGUGUGUGUGUGUGUGUGUGUGUGAAAGAGAGAGUUAAAUUUCUCAAAAAAAAGACAAUCAUUCAGAAUGUUUCUGAUGCUUGGCACAUUAAUAAUAGUAAAUUUACACGACAGCCACGACACGUGAACCAGGAGAUGAGUAUUGAAGUCUUUAUGAACAAGAGAGCAGUACCACGCCACAAAGGAUCAGCAGACUGUAUCUUACAGAGAAUGACACAAAACACAAUGAAAGGGAAAAACACUCCAUGUGGGCUGGAAAUAUGAACCAGGGACGAACUUAAGAGACAACUGUUACAGGACAAAUGACUUCUGGUUCCACGACAGUCAAUCAGCUACAACGGCUUCAACACCUUCCAUACUCUCCUCACUUAAACCCAAAACAUUGUUGCUAUUUUAUAUGUACAUAUGUGAUAUGUAUUUUGUCUUCAUUUUGUGGAACCGAUAUUUAUUUCUUAAUGGUAUCUAUAUCAAUCACUUCUGUAAUGGUAAUGUUAUCAAUCUCACUUUUAAAAAAGUAUUGCGUAAUGUAAUCUGUCUGCUUACAGCUACAGUACAUUCCUCUGCAACUGCAGAACGUUGAAUGUGGUUUUUCAACGCUUUACAAUAUGAUUUCGGCUUUAAUUCCACGUAAACAUGCAGAUAAAUACCCACGUUUGUUGUAUUGUAAUAUUCAUUUUGACCCAAGUAUGAUGGGACAUUUCAAACGGGAUGGAAACGUUUGGAAGAAGGUCCCUGAUCACAUCCAAGGUCCAUCAGAACACGUUGAUCGCCUGUGUUGUUGUGGUGCUGAAACUCACUGUACACAUCAUAACCACAUGAUCAUGGUACUACUGCAACAAUAAAUCACCUGUGUUGUUGUGGUG